Cottoperca gobio is the source of this 4609-nucleotide messenger RNA. Its product is annotated as GTPase IMAP family member 8. The coding region runs from base 247 to 1728 and encodes 493 amino acids. NCBI's taxonomy places the organism in Eukaryota, Metazoa, Chordata, Actinopteri, Perciformes, Bovichtidae. The record is from RefSeq and is a predicted model, not a curated record. Gene Ontology annotation, molecular function: GTP binding. The transcript has 6 exons.
GGGGGUAUGAAGAGAGAGGGAGGCAGGGAUAGACACAGGGAUAAGAGGAUAGAGUGAGUAACACUGCAGUAGAAUGAGGGUUAGAGAGAAAGAGAGAGCCAAGAAGUAUUUGAGCUGCCAGCCUUUCGCACGCCACUCAGGAUCCGUCGCUUUCUGAAGAGGCAAGAAGAGGAAUCCACCGUGGAGGCGAGAAGGAGAAGGAGGAGGGGGGCUGAGGAGGAGGAAGCCAGAGGUUCUACACACAAGAUGGCUGCUGUGUCCUCUGCCUCUGACACUGGGGACCCCAGGGGCCGACACCCCCCUGAGCGCAGACUGCUGAUCCUCGGGGGGCCACAGUCUGGUAAGACCUCCACCGCCAACAGCAUCCUGGGGGAUGAGGUCUUCGAUGUUGGAACGGAGACUACUCACAGCAACGUGGGCCAGACGGAGAUCUACGGCCGACGGGUCACUGUGGUGGACACCCCGCCAUGGGCCAUUCCCAGGGACCCGGAGGACAACACAGAAGCUGACAACGAAGAUAAUGCCGGCGCAGAGUCAGAAAACCCGUCGCGGCCCCCGCAGAGCCUAGACAAUGAGGGGCCAUGCAUGGGGGCCAUUCUCUGCCCUCCUGGACCCCACGCCAUCCUGUUGGUGGUGUCGGUCACCCAGCCCUUCACUGACACGGAGAAGAGGGCCGCAGAUGAGCAGCUAGGGGCCCUCGGUGGAGGGACCUGGAGGUACUCCAUGGUGGUCUUUACUGGGGUGGACAAGCUGCCCAAAGGGGUCUUUAUUGAAGAACACAUAGCGAACACUGGAGAGGCCCUGCAGUGGCUGGUGGAGAGAUGCGGAAGCAGGUACCAUGCGUUUGAUAACACUCGAAAAGAAACAGAAGACAACACGCAGGUUCCGGAGCUGAUGGAAAAGGUGGAGGAAAUGAUCACUGACAACCAAGGCUGGUACUUUGAAGUGAACGAGUUGAUUUUACUGGAGGAAGAGCAGGCCAGGAGAGCUCUGGAGGAAGAAAGGAUGAGGAUGGAGGAGCACGUUAGACAGAGGGACCAGAUGAUCGGAGGACCUCCCAGAGAGUUGAGACUGCUCUUAUUAGGCUGGAAGGGCGUUGGAAAGAGUUCGGUGGGGAACUCCAUCCUGGGCCGUCGGUACUUUGAGUCGGGCCAGGAGACGGAGCUAUGCCUCAGGAGGCAGGCGCUCGUAUCCGGCCGUCGGAUCACAAUCGUCGACACCCCUGGCUGGGACUGGUUCUCGGUGAGGCGAACCCCAAAGCGCAUCCGCCAGGAGUCCCAGCGCGGAGCUGCCCUCCUGCGACCUGGACCACACACCCUGCUGCUGGUCCUCCCCGUCGUCUCGUCCCUCACCGCCAGGAAGAGGCGGACACUCUUGGCUCACAUAGAGACUCUUUUUGGUGACAGUGCGUGCCUCCACACCAUGGUGCUAUUCAGCUGUGGCGAUUGGCUGGGCCGCACGCCCAUCGAAGAGCACAUUCUUAGAGGUGGACGAGAGCUGCAAAGACUACUCGAAUUCUGUGGGAACUAUUACCACGUCCUGGACAGUAAGAUUCCUGGCAAGGACAGGAGUGUGUCAGUCCUACUGGAUAAGAUGGAGGAGAUGAUCAGAGAGAACGGGGACAAGGCCUUCCUCCCCAUACAGACUGAGUGGUUGAGUGAGGAGAGCUCUUACUCCUCUGACAACACGGAGCCUGAGGAUGACUGUCGAGGAUGCCAGGUGCAGUGAAACGAUGGCACUCAAAGAAAAGUGGAAAUUCUCCAACCCAAAUGACACUUCUCGUAACUUAAACCUCAUCUAGAUAUCCCGCUCCAAUCCCAAAGAGUUUUAGGGAAAACAAAUGGCUUAGAACGGGGAGUCUCGUCAUGAGUAGCUAUUUUGUUAGAAAGACCGAACUGAUCGCUAAACAAAAGCUCUACAUGGACUGAAAGUGCAAAAUCUCCUCAAACCCAAGAGGAGGAGAAAUAUAUUGCUUCUGCUUCAAGGGACCAGGGCUCGAUCCCUGUCCGUGAGCAUGUACACAGAUAUUAACUGCUGCUAAAGAGACCCUGUUUCAACACUGCAGAGUAAAGAGUUACUCGUAACUAUGUCUUCAGACUCCACUGAUACAAGUUUAAAGCGUAAAGUCAAAAUCAAAAGAAGACAAUAUUAUCAUGACUAAUCAGAUUUGGCGUUAGGACUCAUGUUUGCACUAAGUUUGUCUCUCUUUGAAGACUUUGCAAUGCAAGGAUAAUUCAUUGUUUCAAAUUUCCAACAGGUCCAGUUUGCGUACACAAAGACAACAUUUAAACAGCCCAGAAAUUGUAAACAAAAGUAAUUUGGUGGAAAUGUUCAAUUAUUGGUCAUACAUUUGGCUCGACUGCGUGAUGUGCUUUCCUACCCUGGGACAAGAGUAUCCGGAUGAAGCAUUAGGUUGUUAAAUUUGAACCAUUUAGCGGCUGUCUAGUUAGCUAGCUUGCUUGCUAAUUCCACUGUGCUUUCAUGCUACUAUGGCUUCAGAAAAUGAGCUGGGUCUAAACGGUCCAUCCGUCACUCCCCACAGCUAGGAGACUACGAAGCUGCUGACUGCUGUCCUACCAGAGAACUACUUCUAGUCUUCUAGUGGCGGGGAGUGAGACAGAGGGGCUGUGGGCUGCGCUAGUGAGCUAAUUAUGUCUCAUUUGUGGUCUGAUAAACAGUAAAUUCAUCAAAUUCAGUGUUAGCAAAUACGCAAAUAGGCUACUAGUUCACUGGUCACCAAAAACAGGUAAACAAAAAGUUUUUUUAUUUUCCCAUGAAAUGACACAUAAAUGGUCGGCUUCUUGUGAUUCGAAUGGUGUUCACACCAGAGUUCACUUGACAGUGGUCCGAGACCACCGCUUUCAAGGUGGAUCAUGGAGCGGUUAUUUGGUCCGCACCAGAGUUCAAGUACUGCGUUCACACAGACCCAAACAAACCGCAUCAAAGGGUUGAACGCUCCAGGGUUCAACCGGACCAAACAAGAGUUGUGUGAAAGCUCCCUAAGAGUAACAUUUCUAUAUAUGACUUGUAUCAUGAAAUUGGACAGGAUUUUACAACAUAGUCAUCCCCUUCUACAUUAAGUGCCAUUACUGUCAUUCACUUCAAAAUAGUUUGAAUCAGAAAGGGUUCAAUGGAAAUGGUUUGAGUGAAAGUGAACGAUUGAAUAUCAAACCGAAAACAUGGACAAGUGGGACUAAAGAUAAUAAUGUGUGCUGGAAUGUGUGCAAACAAAUGUAAAAAAUAAAGUGAAGAGAAUUGUUUGUGCACUCGGGUAUCAUAUAUCAUGUACACAUUCAGACGAGCGAUAUUAAAACAGUCGUUGUUAACAUUUGAUUAGUUUCUGCUCAGGGAGUCACGGUUGAAUUGCUUCCUCCAGGGCAAAAUCUGGUACAUUUACAGAAACGCUGAUUAAUGCUGAUUGCUAAACUGCAGACGUAAGUCACAUAUUAAUUCAGAGAGUUUUCUUUCAGUGAGUAUUUGCUUCAGUUUGCUGGAAGUAAAAGAGAGUCUGUGUUUGCACUUUGGUCGUAAUUGGUUCCUUUGGUUCUCGUGUGCUGAAAAAACUAAAUUGAAUCAAUCUAACUAAAUCAUUCUGAGCCCAACUCUGCUGUAACGUUCAUGCUCACGAGCAGCAAAGAACAGUUACAGGAGAGGCUGAAUUGAAACUGUGUGCAGUCUCAGAUCCCUGCGGAGCAACUCGAGCUGGCUCUGCUUCGCUGUUUGUGGUCAUCAUGCAUUCAAUGCAUUUAUCGACUAGGUAGAUUCAGCUACGUGCCUCAGCAUCAAAGCGGGAGAGUGGGAGUACUGUGCAGCCCUGCGGCAGGGCAGUAUCCUAUAGGCUACAUCAAGCUUUCGCAUGCUACAGAAACAACAUAACCUCAUGAACCAUUUUGAGCUCACAUAGGGCUUUUACUACCUUUUUCUACAUCAGUGAGACAUCUGACAAAUAAAAAAAUAUAUAAUCAGCUCUCAGAGGCAUGUUAAGACGACGCAUGCAGAUAAACGAGUGCCUAUAGAGUUGAAGGCAACCUCACUUCUUAUUCCUCUGAUUCUUGCUUAAGCAAGUGUAUGUGAAUUUCUGGUGUGACAUCACAUCGCUCUAUCUUUACGACUGCAAAAAAAAGAAAAGAAAAAAGUGGACAAAAGAAAAAACACUCUGGAAGGUACAAAUAAAAGCAUAUAAAAUAUGUGACCGAUACCACUGCCAUAGUGUAAAAUGUUAUUUUCUACAAAUGGUGUAGCCUAUAAAAGAAACCCUGACACUGCUUCCCCAAUGCUUUACUGACUCUGUGCUCCAUCUAGUGAUGUAGGCUACCGCAGCACUUUGUGUGACAAGCAUGACUUUACAAUUUGAUAUGAAUAUGUUUCAGACAUUCAUUUGGAGUCUUAGAGUCCCACUUCACCUGUGAAUAUAUUGUAUAAUCCGUGUAUAUUUACAGUGUAAAACAUGUUAUGUUGUACGCUUUUAGCAAAGCAUUUUACACCGUGUAAGUUCUACCACUUUACUGUGGCCAAAGUGAUGUUACUUCCUGUGUGGUCCUUCCUAAAUGGUGAUUGCAUCAUCAGUACUUUGCUCAUCCUCAGACAACAAUAAAAGAUAUGGACAUAU